AUGUUCAAGGCCCUCAUGGGCGGGAACCGCUCGUCCUCCGAUGUGCGCAGCAACUCGAGCUCCAAGAGCAAGAGCCGUCGCAGGACCGAUUCGAAAGGAUCGACAGUGAGCCGCAAGUCAUCACGGGGUGACGACCGUGACCGUGGCCUGGGCGAUCUGUCGGCCUACCCAUCCUCGAGUAGCCGGAGUCGGCGCAAUGCAUCGAGUGUCGCCGGAGAAUCGGUCGCUUCAAGCUACGCGACGGCGGAACCGGGCGUUUCGGGCGACCCCGAUCCUCUUCUUAUCGAACGAACCCCCAGGCGCCGCGAUUACGACGAUUCCGACCGCCGCGAUCGAUACCGAGAUGAUUAUGAUGAAACGGAGGAUGGUCCACGUCGGCGCACCCGGGCGCGAUCGCCGAGUCGAGAGCGUGAACGCCCCGGACGGCGCGACCGUCGCCGAACCCGGUCGGGCGAUGCAUACUAUCCGCCUGUAUCUGGGCCACCUGAGGCAUCCCCUCACCUGCCUCAAUUUCCGCCUCAGUUUCACAACGCGAGCCCGGAUAGCCUGUUGCCAGAUUCGCCCCAUGCGCCCGGAGCUUACGACCCUCAUGUCCAACAACAAUUUCCCGGCCAGUUCCCGGCGUAUGUGCCAGAGACUUACAGCCCGCAAAAUCCCGCAGGCGAAGCAGCAGACUACUAUGGUGACCAGGGACAGUCUGUCGCACAUCAGCCCGGUGUGCGGCCCAAACCCCCGCUAGUAGCCUCUCAUGACCAGGCGCAUUUGAUGACCGCGUCGCCAACUGUCAAUCCACCGCCAGAGCCGAGCAGUAUGGGACAAGUCGGUGCUGCAGCUGCCUAUUACGUGGACGAUGAUGCCGACACGCCGGCAGCCGCAGAACCCGGCAAUUCGUCUGCCCCUGCACCGAAACCGCCGAGGCCGUCCAAGCCAUCUGUACACACCUCCGGACCAGCAGCUGCCGCUGCUACAUAUGGAGUGGGAGAGGUGCUGCAUGAGACUAGCGGGUCGGAUUCAUCGCCUGUCCUUGUUGACUCGCCAACCUCGAUGCAAGCUCCGCCGACUGCUGGCAAUGCUCACAAACCUCCACAUUCCCAUGGAAUGGGCGCUGCGUUUGGAGUAGCCGCAGCAGGUGCAGCGACUGGCUACGUGAUGGGUUCUCAUCAUCACUCGUCAGGUGCCGACCAUACUUCCCAAUACACCAUGCAAAAUUACGAGGAAAUUUCUCCAAAUCCCACAGGACAACCCGGCCCAUCAAUUUAUCCGCUUCCAAAUGCGCCCGCAUAUGCUGUCGGCGGUGGUACACCAGCUGGGUACGCUUCUGAUCCCUCGCAUCCUCAUCAUGCUGCUCUCUACCAUAGCUCCCCGCUUCAGGCUGGAGCGCUGGCUUUCCAAAGACCUCAGCGCGGUCCCAUGGAUAAGUUCAUCGACUUUUGGCGUGACCCUGAAGGCGUGGGGAUGUUCGAAGACUACACAGAGGCAAUCGGAGUCUGUAAAUAUUGCUUUGAGCCCGGUUCGACCUCUCUUGACGCCCCUCGGAAGCAUAAUCAUAAAGCACGUCGCAAUUCUGGCGAUCGAUACAGCAACGGGUCGCGGGUUGAUAAACUGGUUCGGUACGGAUCUUCCGAGGACGAGAGCCGACGACGCAAGAAGUCUUCGAGAAACUCAUGGUUACCUGGAAUGCUUGCUGGCUACGGAGUCAAGUCGCUCUUCAACAACAAAGAUUUUGAUGAUACUUACAGCGUUCGAUCUGGCCGCGUAAUCUCGUCGCACGACAAUGAGAGUGUUUCAACUGGGCACAAGAGUCAAACCUCUCGAGGUGUUUACAGGCGCUCGCACCGGAGCCGGUCUGGAGAUCGCUCUCAACGCAGCUAUCAUGCGGACUCGAAAGUUGGCAAAGGCGAGAUGCUUCGAAUCACGUCUGGGUCUCAAGUUCGAUCUCGCUCUCGUUCGCGCUCUCGUUCUCGUUCUUCAUCGCGAACUCAAAGUCACUCCGUUCUCAGGGAUGCUGCUUUAGGUGCUGCAGUAGGUGCGACAGCCAUGUCAGUAGCCAAGUCUCGCCACCGAAGCAGCAGCCGAAGUCGAUCGCCGCGGAAAGCCAAGAGUAGAACCUCUUCUUCAUCUGACUCUUCUGUCUUGAACAUCUCGAGGCCAUCUGAGAAGUCCGUUGGUGGGGGGCUUGGUUCAUUCUUUUCUGCGUCUUCCGAGAACCGCAAGAAGGCCCGUACCAAGAAGAAAGGGAGCGUUUUCUCUUUCAAUCACAACUCCUCUUCCUCCUCUUUGGAUGCUGAUUUGGCCUUUGGUAACGGGUACUCAAAAGUACCGCCCGGUAAAGCCAAGAAGAAGAACCGCAAGAAGGAUAAAAAGGAUCUCGAAGCAAGACUGCUGGGAAUGGGUGCAGUUGCAACUGCCCUCGUGGCAGCUCGCAAGCACCGCCGACCGGGUGAGAUUCUUGCUGGCAAAGAUUCUCGAUCUGGUCGCUCCGAUUAUACCUCAUCUGCCUCCAAUGAUGAGGGAUGGGAGGACCUAGACUCGGGUGACCAGUCUCCCGCAAGUGUCAGUUCGGGUCUUGCCUUCGGCGGAGAGGACUCCCAUUCUUCUGAUUCUGGAAGAUCUAUAUGGGGCUGGAGAUGGGGAGCUAAGAAGGAUAAGAAGAAGGCAAAGAAGAGGUCAGAUUCAAAGGAUGGCCAUCUACCAAGUGCUGCUGCUGCCUUGGGCGCUGGUGCUCUGGGAACAGCCGCACUCGCUUCUUCUUAUGGCCGGGACGGACGAACGGUGAGCCAGGACGCUAUUAGUAGUACCGGAAGUCUUCAGCAUGUAGCUCCCGUUCCUACCAGCGACCCGUCGCGUUUUGAUGCCAUCAGAGUGGGGUCGAUGCCUCCUGGCCAGCCAACCUUCGUGCGUCCGGGGCCUAUACCUCUCCAACAACCCCAACCGGUGACACCGGUCUCUCAAGCGGUGUACACAUCACAAGGCGAGCCGAUUCACGCGUAUAGUGCACCGGCGCCCAGCGAUCCAGCAUUCGGAGGGGCACCUUUCCCCCCAUAUGAACAGCAGCCGUCGGAAUUCAAAUAUGGACCCCGGAGCCAGAAUGGCGCACCGUACCCGGAUGAUAGAGAAGUGCCUAUAGGUAGACCGCCUCGUCGAAGUGACUCUUCUCCCGUGUUUCCUACAGAGUCCCUGGAAGGGUCUCAAGUUUCUGGGCUCAAACGUCGCUCUACCACCAAAGAUCAAGCAUCGGUCUCCUUCGAUUUGACGCAGGAACAGGAAGACAAGGAACGACGUGCGGAUCGGCUCGAUAGGCUGAGGCGCAAUCCUGAGUAUGAUGGAGGCGUCCAACUUAUUGACCGAGAAAGUGAAAUUGGGUCCCGGGAUCCUGAUCGCCGUUCCAGGCGCAACAAGGAGCGGGAUUCCGAAUCAGUCCGGGACGAUGGAUACGGUGAUGAUCGAAGAGACUAUGAGCGGGACCCUCGAAAGAGCUCGGAUUCCUCGUCGUGGAUCGGUCCAGCGGCAGUAGGUACCAUAGGUGCCGCAGCGGCUGCAUCAGUGCUUUCCAGCAGAGCCUCUCAUGAUGAUUCUUCAGAGACUAGCCAACGACGCAGUGAGGAGCGACGCGAGAAGCGCCGAGCACAACGACGCGGCGCGUCUGAAACCGGUUCGACGGUGUCAAGUGCGCCAAUUUCUGACGUUACUGACGACCGCUCGUUCUCGCCGCGUGAGGCAGAGCAUAUCAAGACCUCCGCAUUCCGUGAUGUGUAUCGCAAGAAGUCGGUCUACGAUGAUUACGCGCAGUUCUUCGCCCCCGAGGUGCAACGCUACAGCCCUGACACAUAUCAUCGCCGCGAGCCUACCUCGAUGCCCACGAUCAUUGAAGUAGAGCCGACUAACGAACGGACUCGCACGCUAAGCGAAGGUCCUCAUCCGGAAUAUGACAAUCUUCCUUGGCCGGUACCGACUCUCAAACUCAUUGAACCCACGCCACCACAAAGCGUGACUGGAUCGGUUAGAGACCUCGCAUCGCCCGUCAUGUCCACGCCUGAGAUCAUAGAGGCAGAAAGCCCACCAGAACGGCCAACAACAGGCUCUAGGGUCUCUUGGGGUGAGCAUGAGAUGCACGAGUACGAAGUUCCAUCUACAUCUUCCGAUAUCGAGUCCGUCGACCAUGAUCUUCCACUCCGAAGGAAACCGAAUCAUAAAGACGACCUCGUUGAUGAAGAACUGACUCGGGAUAUUAGAGGUGACUCGCCUAAGAACACCUUCAGUAAUGUCGAAGGGGAUAUAGAUUUCGCCGCAACAGUGGCUGCAGCUACUGCAGCGACGGGUUUUGAUCCUUCGGUUGUGAUAAAUGAUCCAAGCUAUCACACGCGGUCAUCCCCUCCUGGAUCGGAGAUCAAGUUUGUUUCCCCUUGGACGCAGACCCCCGUUGAUUCAAGGGAGCCGCAUGGGUAUGUUGAGGGUGAGGUCGAGACACCGGAUGAUGGGCCCAAGGACCGGUCGGCGCCGAGACAAUUCAUCGCCGACGAAACACUGUACUCGGAACCCGAGCCCGUCACCCGCGAAGAUGUUGAGACCCAUGAGGACCGACCCCGAUCGUCUAUUGCACAAGAGGUUAUUGAGCAGUUGGGUUCACGCCGUGAAGGUCGUCGCAGAUCCCAGUCACCCCCAGACGAGGCGCUUUCCAUGCCGGGGGGAUUUGACCAGGAGGACUCGCCUACGAAGCACUCGCGUGACAAAACCCGGGAUGCUUCCGAAUCGGCUGUCUCGGUUCCCAUGCCCGGAGACUUUGAGACUCCGACCAAAUCACGGUCCCGAUCUAGUACCGACGAUCUGAAACUCGAGGAAGACGACACUACAUCUCUUGCUGAUGGUGGCUCCGAAGGGAAAAAGAAACGGCGGAAGAGGCGCUCUAGGCACACCGAUGAUUUUGAAGACUCUGCUUCUGUGACCUCUUCUCCGGCUAGAAUCGGAGAAACCCGUGACAAAUCCAAAGGCACAGACGAGAAGACGGACAAGAAACCGAGCUUCCUAAGCAAUAUCUUCGGCUCCAGAAUUUCUGAGCCAGUAGACGGCAAGAGAUCCUCCUCGACCGAUAGACGAACAUCCCGUGAAGUUCAAUCAGAUAUCGGGACCCGAUCUUCCUCGGGGUCGAGACAUCGGCGGAAGGAGAAGUCCUCCAGACGUCGCAGCUCUAGCCGUGCUGAUACGCUAGAGGGUGACUCUGCCGAAGAGGACAGUACAGUUGCGGAAAAGGAGAAUAUUAACGUCGAAGGUUACAAGUCUAGCAGACAGCGAAGGGAAGAACGCCGGCGGCGACACGAGGGUAUCCUGGAUUCUGGUAAAGGAAUGGGAGAUGAGAAGGUAUAG
Molecule: messenger RNA, 5361 nt
Organism: Aspergillus steynii IBT 23096
Lineage: Eukaryota; Fungi; Ascomycota; Eurotiomycetes; Eurotiales; Aspergillaceae
Gene: lah
Product: involucrin repeat protein
Exons: 2
Coding region: 1-5361 (1786 amino acids)
Source: RefSeq, a predicted model, not a curated record